AUGGCCGAAGGACACAAGAAGUUAAACCCGGCAGUGAUGGCAGCACUUAAGGUGUUGUGUGAGGCGAAAGAGGACGACCUGAUGGACGCCCUUGAGGAGUUCCGGGUUGCUCACCGUGCCCGCCUGUCAGCGCUUAUGGGACAGAGCGUGGCCGAGGGCCUUGACGCCUUCAAACGACAGGGCAAUGACGCCAGCACGUUCGACCCGGCAGCUCUUGCAGCAGCCCUGUUCGGUGAGCUUCCGGAGGUGCCAGUGUCCGGACAUGACCCUACAGCGACUGGUUCUGGUGAUGUGCAGCCGGCCCAUACAUGGGGCCAGCCAGACGAUGACGACCCACCUGUUCUGACUUCUGUCAGAUCCGAACCCGUCAGACUGGACUCCAGGGCAGUGAAGGUUGUAAGUUUCGGUUGUGGGUCUGAAACCGCCGACUCCAACGGUGGGCAGCAGCCUCCCGGCAGUACCCCCCCUCACCAGUACAGAGAGCAAGCGUUAGUGAAAGUGCACGGCAAGUGGCAAACACCAGACGCCGCAACCAGAGAGUGGAUCCAGGGUCUUCCGCCGAAUACCACUCUGCCGGCAGGAUCAGGCAUCUCCGAGUACUCCCGGUGCAAGAUGCUUGGCAACUCGUGGCACCUCCCGUCAGCCCGCUUCAUUCUCUUUGUGCUGCUGGCCAGCUGCAACGUGAUCCCGGUGACAGCGGGCCCAGUACCAGAGUGGUACACACGAGUGGAGGCGUUACCGUGGAGCUCCAACCUCAACCCGUUAGGUGCCCGGCCGAUCGAGCGACCCACUGAGAACACGACGCAGCAGCACCUGCAGUGGGCAUUGGCCCUCGACUCAAACCAACUUCACUUUUCUGAGAACAACCCUUGCCUGAAGUGGGCCCUCCAGUUCGGACAGAGCUUAGGCCGGGACCUGAGCCGUUGGAGAGAAGGGAUCGUUCAGGACGUGAGAAGCCUGAAAGAGGACCUCCAGUUCGAGCAGCAAUACUGGCUCCAGUCAGCACCUCAGCACGUUCAGCAAGUAUACCGACAAGGUGGCGAGUCCCUGGUGUUGCAGCCCAUUGUAGUACUCCACCUGCUUACCUUGUUCGAGUUUCCCGGCACCACCGAGGACGCCAAGUACAGCAGGCGUCUCUCCCGUUCGCAGUUUCAGUCGCUGAACGCCGAGCACAAACGUUCCCUGUAUUCCGACACCAAGCCGUCGGAACAUACAGCGACGAUGCUCGAAGAAAUUGCAAAGGAACAGCUGAAGGCCAGGUUUCAAGGCCCGUUCGAACCUUGUCAGGUCGCAGACGACCAACAGUCACGCGCUGCACGCGCGUUCCCACUAGUGCAGCAAGACAAGGUUAGACGCGCCGAUGAUUGGCGCAGGUCCCACCAUAACAGCACAGUUUGCGUGCAGGACUCCCCGCCAUACGCGGGCACACAGUCGGUUCUCAACCUGGUUCAGUCGGCAGCCCAGUUUGGAGAGCCUACAGUCGCAGCCCUAGACCACGACGGAGCCUACCGAGCCUUGCCCGUUAGGGACCCCCAAGAGUGCUACGUGUUCGUCCCUAACCAAGCCGAACCCAGCGUGUUCCGACACCUGGUUCUCCCGUUCGGAGGCACAGGCAGCGUGUGGAGCUACCUGAGGAUAGCAGACAUCAUCUGCUUCCUGACUAUCACUAUGCUGUUCAUCCCGGCAGCACACUUUGUGGACGACUACUUCUACUCCGAGCCAACACACACGAGUGAGUCAGCUUUCACAUCUUUCUGCCUCUUGCAAGCCCUGUUAGGCUUCCAAAUGAAAGCCGCACACCUGGCAGGCAAACUCAACUUCGUGUGUUCCUGGGUCUUCGCAGGAGUGGGCAAGGCCUGCUCCCUCUGCUACAGCCAAGGACCUUCCCGUUACGCAAGAGAUGUGGUUUGCUUUGUGGACAACAGUGCGAGUGAGCACGCACUGAAGAAGGGCUACUCAAAAGACGCAGCACUGACAAACCUGUUAGGCUGGUUCUGGAGCUGGGUUGCCUCUCGGGGUCUCAACCUUUUCUUUGUGAGGGUUUCCAGUAAGGCUAACCUGUCAGACGCAGCUUCGAGGGGAGACUGGGCACCGAGCGACUCGCUGGGGUGCCGACGCUGCAGCCCCGACUUCGGCAAGACGUGGGGUACCCUACAAAAGCUGACCGAGACCUCUGUGACACCCGACGCGGCCCUGUUCGAAGACCUGGUCGGCUUGUUAGCGCUGCCAACCGCCGCCCAGUGA
Symbiodinium sp. CCMP2592 is the source of this 2244-nucleotide messenger RNA. Lineage: Eukaryota; Dinophyceae; Suessiales; Symbiodiniaceae. The record is from the annotation of a GenBank genome assembly.